UUAUGGAAAAGUUUGAGUAUUUAAACGAGGUUCAAGUCGCAGCAGCGAAGCUGAUUCAGAGCUAUGGCGUUAUAGCUAUGGUCACCUUGUUCUUAAGCUGGACCGGGUCCUUCGCUGCAGUUCUUCUGAUGAUAUUGGAUCGAACUAAAUGGAAGUCAACCAAUAUGUGGACUUCACUAUUAGCUCCUUACCUCUUCUUUAGCCUUCCUCUUGUUAUUUUCCAGUUCUUGAGGACGGAGUUUGCGAAAUGGAUCGCUCUCCUCACAGUCGUACUCAGGCUUUUCCUCCCAAACCGUUUUCCUGAGUCACUAGAGAUUCCGGGUACAACAAUUCUUCUUAUUGUGACUGCGCCGAGUUUCUUUGUGAAAACAUUCAGAGACGACUUGAGCAAUCCGGGAAAUUUCUGUCUUCUCACGAGCUGUUACCUUCUUGACAAACACACUAAAGCUUGUGGUGGUUACAAAAACUCAUUCACUCAAAGGGACAACAUCACUUGCACAAUUUGUCUUUAUCUUCUCUUUGUCUACCCUAUUUGGUGCUCACUUUCUUGCCUCUUC
Molecule: messenger RNA, 557 nt
Organism: Thlaspi arvense
Lineage: Eukaryota; Viridiplantae; Streptophyta; Magnoliopsida; Brassicales; Brassicaceae
Source: the annotation of a GenBank genome assembly